This is a messenger RNA of Ichthyophthirius multifiliis, 786 nucleotides long. RefSeq names its product vacuolar ATP synthase subunit e, putative. Gene Ontology annotation, biological process: proton transmembrane transport. Gene Ontology annotation, cellular component: proton-transporting two-sector ATPase complex, catalytic domain. The record is from RefSeq and is a predicted model, not a curated record. The transcript is spliced from 4 exons. NCBI's taxonomy places the organism in Eukaryota, Ciliophora, Oligohymenophorea, Hymenostomatida. Gene Ontology annotation, molecular function: proton-transporting ATPase activity, rotational mechanism.
AUGGCUACAAAUACAUAUAACCCUUAAGAAAGAGUUGCAGAAAUGACAAAAGCAAUAGAAUUUAAAGCUAAUCAUGUGUCAUAAAGUAUAUAAGAAAUUGCUAACCAGACAUACAAUUAAGAAUAUGGGAAAUAUUUUGAAUAAGAAAAAGCUAAAGUUAUUUAAUAAAAUUAAAAUAAUAUGGAAAAAAUUAUAUCAUAAAAAAAUAUUGAACGAUCUUCCGUUAUAAAUGAAUGCAGAUUAAAAAAAAUGACUAGAAGAUAUGAGCUUUUAUAAACUUUAAAAUUAGAAGUAAGAAAAUCUUUAGAAAUAUAAAUUUAAAAUAAAGAGGUGUAUAAAAAAUUACUUAAAAAUCUUAUAAUUCAAUCUAUGAUUAAAUUAAUGGAAGAGAAUAUAGAAUUAUAAUGCAAAAAAGAAGAUCUUUAUUUAAUAGAAAGCCUAUUAUAUGAAUGUGAAUAAGAUUUUAAUUCUUUAGUUAUUAAAGAAUGCAAAAAAAAAAGCUUUAAUAGUAAAAUUAAAGUAAAUAGAGAUCAUUUUUUAGAUGACAAAUUUAAAAAUUUAUUAGGAGGUAUUGUUAUUAGUUGUUAUGAUGGAAAAAUUGUUUGUUCAAAUACUUUAGAUGCUAGAAUUGAAUAAUCAUUUUAAGAAUUUUUACCUUAAAUUAGAAAUGGACUUUAUCCUGAUUUUAAUAAUGAAGGAGAAAUAAUAAAAAAUAAAAACUGAAUUUAACUAUAAUAAGAGCUUAAUCAAUGAUUUUUGAAUUUUAUUUUUUGAAAAUAUAUUCAC